AUGUCCGACAGCAGAAACUCGCAAGCGUCCGAGUUGAUACAGUUACUUCAUGGCAUUGCGGAUGAUCAAGCAAGAAGAGAUUACGAUCUAUGUGAACAGUGCGAGUCGCAAGAACUUCAUUACAAGACGCACGUAUUCUUGAAAAUAAGAAUCCCCAUUCCACCGUUGGCCAACCCUCGAUCUGCGCUAUUACACCCUUUUUAUCCUGGUGAUUGGAAACAAAUGCCACCAUUGUCGAGUCCUGAUAUAGAGUCAAUUAGAGAACUCGAACGAAUCACCCAUUUCGACUCAGUAGAACUAGAAGGCCUUUGGGAGCAAUACAAGUCCUUAGCUUCUGCAGAAGAUGGGAUUGACGGCAUAGAUAAAUCAGGCUUUGAAGCAUGUCUGGGUCCAUUGGGUCUUGAGGGAAAUGUCAUAGUCGAUCGGACAUUUCAAUGGUUUGAUCAGGAUAAUAACAAACUAAUUAAUUUUCGAGAAUUUGUGUGCGGAUUGUCGGUAUUAUGGAAGGGAACCCUCUCAGAGAAAAUUGAUUUUGCAUUUAAAGGCUACGACAUAAACGAUGAUAAGGCGAUUUCCAAACUUGGACUUCGCACCGUGAUUAAAGCAUGCAGCGAAAUAUCGCGUAUUAUGCUUAGUUCUGUUAUAAACAUAAUUUCGCCCUCUCCUUUUGAACAAUAUUCCUCACUUUCUCACGAUUCGUCUUCCUCAUUUGAUUCGUCAUCCAAUGAAGUUGAUUCGUCGCCGUUCGAUACUCAGUUUGAUUUUAUUCCCUCUCUUGAAAGGAUGACGAUUUCUGGAAUAGACGAGAUUGUAGAGACAUUAUUCAGCAAAAUUGAUGAGCGUGGAAAGGGGCAUAUUGACUAUGAAGACUUCUGUGAAUACGCAAAAAAGGAUAGUUCUUUGGUUGAUUGGUAUUCUGCGUUGGGCACGUGA
Molecule: messenger RNA, 933 nt
Organism: Paraglomus brasilianum
Lineage: Eukaryota; Fungi; Glomeromycota; Glomeromycetes; Paraglomerales; Paraglomeraceae
Source: the annotation of a GenBank genome assembly